Tetrahymena thermophila SB210 is the source of this 393-nucleotide messenger RNA. RefSeq lists its product as hypothetical. The record is from RefSeq and is a predicted model, not a curated record. The transcript has a single exon. Lineage: Eukaryota; Ciliophora; Oligohymenophorea; Hymenostomatida; Tetrahymenidae.
AUGGAGGGAGCUUCAAAUUAAAAAAUUGUUUACAAAACAAGAGGAAUAUUAACCAAGGUUGGUCGAGCUAUAGCCGUAGAUUUAUCAGAUUCCAAUUUACCUCAUGAUUAGGGUAUCAAACCUCACAUGACAGUAGUUUUUAGCAAGGAACGUUUUACUUAGGAAGACAUUAACGAACUCUAUUCUUUAGAGCAAUAAUUCAGAAUAUCCUAAGGUCUUUAGCAGGAUGAAAAUUAUAGCUUUGUCUUAGAAAACUGGGGUCCAAGAUCUAAAAAGAUUUAGGGCCAGCUCUAUGAUCUCUGCAUCUAUCUUCGUUAGCACUUCACAGGAGACUCAACUGAUGAGAGAAUUCCUCAUGUAGAACUGAAGAAAUUAGAGAGAAACAGAAAAUGA